Penicillium concentricum is the source of this 1182-nucleotide messenger RNA. RefSeq lists its product as uncharacterized. The coding region runs from base 1 to 1182 and encodes 393 amino acids. The transcript has 4 exons. The record is from RefSeq and is a predicted model, not a curated record. Lineage: Eukaryota; Fungi; Ascomycota; Eurotiomycetes; Eurotiales; Aspergillaceae.
AUGGCCGACCAAAAGGACGCCUUCCAGGCUCUAUCAAGUGAUAAUCGAGGCAGUAUUAUCACAGUGGUCUCCGUGCCCCUUCUGAUUGUGACCAUAAUUUUUGUGCUCGCCAAGCUUAGUUCGGUGAUCUAUUUCAAGCAGCGACGGACAACUGCCAAUACUCCCAUCUGGGUCGCUGUGAUUCUUGCAAUUAUUCAAGUCAUUGUCUUACAGAAGGCUGUGGAUCAUGGACUGGGAAAGCACCGGGACCGGCUGAGCGAAGGCGAUGUUCAAGCCUGGAGCAAAUUAGCCUUUGCUGCUCACCUUCUGCUCAUCCUUAUCUUGUCGCUUUCGAAAAUCUCGACCAUUCUGCUGAUCUGGAAGUUGACGCCGAAUCAAAACCUCCGUCGCGGCUGUGUUGUCGCCGGUGGUAUAGUUGUCGGCUGGUCGAUAUUCGCAAUUUUCAGUACAGCUUUCCAAUGUGAAUUGCCCGAUGUGUGGCUAUACUCUCCUGAGCGAUGUGUUGGAAAGGGAGCCCUACUUUACCCCAUCGCAGUCAUCAACAUCCUCACAGAGAUUAUCAUCGUCGUCCUGCCAUUUGUUAUGAUGCAACAUGUCCAGAUGGCCCAGGACAAGCGCGUGAAGAUCCUGUGCUCCUUCUCUUUGCGCAUAAUUAUCGUCGCCCUCGGGAUCGCCCACCUAGCCCUCCUACCUUCAUUCGUCAAAUCAACCGAUGUCUCCUGGGAUAUCGCCAUUUGGGAAAUAAUCGGCCAGACAAUGAUGCUCACAACCAUCAUAGUCGCCUGCGUCCCGACCCUCUACCACAUUUUCGCCGGCCUACACUCUGGCCUGACGACAGCCCAGAUCCCCGACGGACUCGAGCUCCCGCAGACCAAGGCCAGCGGGUAUAUCAACCAAUCCUCCUCGGCAGCAAGCCAGUCGCAUUCGCGGUCGCAGUCGCGUGGACGCCAGAAGAAGAAUGGACGGUCAAUGUUUGAUGGAUGGGGAGGCCAGAUCGGGGUUGUCACUGAGGUUUCAUCGGGGGAUCCAAAUCAGAAUAAUGAGGGCAGACAGUCUAGUUCGAGUGAGGGGGCUGAGAGUACGCGACAUUUGACGCAGGAUCUCCAAGGGAAGGGAGGCGUGCUAAGGACGGUGGAUGUUACAGUAGAGGUUGAGAAGCACUAUCAUGAGAACCGGCUAUAA